Molecule: messenger RNA, 831 nt
Organism: Desarmillaria tabescens
Lineage: Eukaryota; Fungi; Basidiomycota; Agaricomycetes; Agaricales; Physalacriaceae
Exons: 4
Coding region: 1-831 (276 amino acids)
Source: RefSeq, a predicted model, not a curated record
AUGGAUGAAGCCAGGAAAUCGACACUCAGAAGCAUAUACAGGAGUGCCAUGGACGAUGAAUUUGCGCAGUCAAGACAGGAAAAUGCUGCAGAGCCGGAAUCGACUGUCGUUGCGCUGCAAGUCGACGUAUCGGACGUUGGAACGCGAACGCAAGGCUCGCGAUCGGUUGUAACCUCUACAAAAGACGAAGUUGAGCGACUUCGAAGCGAGGAAGUGGAUGUCGUUGAACGAUGUCUGAACCUCGCUUUUAGAGACGAUGGGGGGGCCAUUUUUCCAUGCAGGGAAUAUGGAUCGCGAAGGCAAGCUGUUUAUGGUCGUAGAGAGGUUGCGGGUGACAGACUGUUGGUGGAAGAAGGGGGCGCAGGGGACUUGAGUACUAUGUUCUUGUCGGAGGACGUCAUAUCGGCACUAUUCCGAGAUCAAGACUGGCCUGCACUUCGGCAGGCCAUAUACGUCCCUAGAGUCGACCACACCACGAUUUUACCUGAGGAGGAAGAAAGCGGCGGUGGGGAUAUCCAGGGCAAACGCGUGCGCCGCGCGCUAACGGAACGUGAACAAGAGCAAAUGGGUUCACGACGCCAAGCCAUUUACGUCGGAUGUCUUGAGGAGCCGAGCGAUGCCUUGCGAGGGUAUCAGGAAGAUCGGGAACCGGUUUCGAAUCAAAGAGAAGCGGAUGUCUUGAGGGAUGGUAGCAGCGUACACGUAGGACCCCACGGAACGGACGAAGAGGUCGAAUUGGAUGGGGGCAUCUAUCAGAAUGAAUACGAUCCAUCGGCAGUCCUGUAUCUUAAAGCUGACUGUGAUGAGGGUGGCAAUGUUGAACUGAUUUGA